AUGGCAACCUUGUCCACCACGCUUCCAACUACGGGGCACACGCCAGCUAUCAUUGUGCCCGGCAAGCCCGAUACCCUUUCGAUAUCUUUCCAACAGCUCAACUCUCACGUCUUAACCUUCCAGAAAAAUCUUGCACACCUCGGCAUCGCCCCUCAAGCUGCCGUGUCAAUAGCUUUACCAAAUUCCUAUGAGUUCAUCGUCGCUUUUCUUGCCGCAUCCUGGCAGCGAGCGAUCGCCGCUCCUCUUAAUCCAGCUUACAAACAAGAAGAAUUCGAAUUCUAUAUCGAUGACCUCAGCUCUGCCGUCACUCUCGUUCCUCGGGGAUCCUUUUAUCAAGACGGACCCGCCGUGCGUGCAGCGCGAAAGUAUAAGGCUGCUGUUGCUGAAUGCUAUUGGAACGGUCAUGAGGUAGUGCUGGAAAUUAAAGAUUCGGGCAAGCUAUCAGGGAAAGAGGGUCAGGAAGUCCAAAAGGCGCAGCCAGAUGAUAUCGCGCUUGUUUUACACACAAGCGGUACCACUGGGAGACCGAAAGCUGUACCUUUGACUCAUCGGAACCUAACAAGGACAAUGAAAAACGUCCAAACCACCUACAAAUUGACCUCGAACGACCGGACGUUGUUGGUCAUGCCUCUCUUCCAUGUUCAUGGACUGCUCGCGGGUCUUCUAGCGCCACUUUUCUCCGGCGGAUCUGUUAUAGUGCCGUCGCGCUUUUCAGCCUCGGAGUUCUGGGACAAUUUCAUCACCUAUAAAGCCAAUUGGUAUACAGCUGUUCCAACGAUCCAUCAGAUUCUACUACGAAAUCCACCUCCGUCAAACAUGCCUGAGAUUCGUUUUAUUCGGUCAUGCUCGUCUCCUUUGUCUCCCAAGACUUUCUCCGAACUCGAAAGAGCUUUCAAUGCCCCAGUCUUAGAGGCUUACGCAAUGACCGAAGGUGCUCAUCAGAUGACAUCGAAUCCUCUGCCUCCAGCUAAAAGAUACCCGGGAAGCGUAGGUAUUGGCCAAGGCGUUGAGGUAAAGAUACUUAACGCCUUCGGGAGCGAGGUCCCCCAGGGUGGUGAGGCAGAAAUCUGCAUACGAGGCGAGAACGUGACGAAAGGAUACCUUAACAACCCCGAAGCAAACAAGACUUCGUUCACCCAAGAUGGCUUUUUCAGAACGGGCGAUCAAGGCAAGCAAGACGAAGAUGGGUACGUCAUUAUCACUGGUAGAAUCAAAGAACUCAUAAACAAGGGCGGUGAAAAAAUCAGCCCAGUCGAGCUCGAUAAUGUCGUGUCUCAGAAUCCAUCUGUGGCAGAAGCUGUCUGCUUUGCCAUCGCAGAUGAGAUGUACGGGCAAGACAUUGGUCUAGCGGUGGUGGUGAAAGAUGGAGAGAAGACGACUCCUGAGGAGCUCCGCAAAUGGAUCGCGACCAAAGUUGCUAAAUUUAAGGUCCCGAAACAGAUCUUCUUAACAGAUAACAUGCCCAAGACACCGACAGGAAAGGUUCAGCGUAGAAUGGUUGCGGAAGCCAUGCUUAAGCAGCAGAAGCCGAAAGCCAAGCUCUGA
Molecule: messenger RNA, 1545 nt
Organism: Letharia columbiana
Lineage: Eukaryota; Fungi; Ascomycota; Lecanoromycetes; Lecanorales; Parmeliaceae
Exons: 5
Coding region: 1-1545 (514 amino acids)
Biological process (GO): fatty acid metabolic process
Molecular function (GO): medium-chain fatty acid-CoA ligase activity
Source: RefSeq, a predicted model, not a curated record